This is a messenger RNA of Polyodon spathula (Mississippi paddlefish), 1774 nucleotides long. RefSeq names its product arsenite methyltransferase (gene as3mt). The record is from RefSeq and is a predicted model, not a curated record. The coding region runs from base 207 to 1379 and encodes 390 amino acids. NCBI's taxonomy places the organism in Eukaryota, Metazoa, Chordata, Actinopteri, Acipenseriformes, Polyodontidae. Gene Ontology annotation, cellular component: cytosol. The transcript is spliced from 11 exons. Gene Ontology annotation, biological process: toxin metabolic process; arsonoacetate metabolic process. Gene Ontology annotation, molecular function: arsenite methyltransferase activity.
AUGCAGUUAGAAGAAAAUACACCAUUUGUUUAAUAAUUUCUUGUCAAUUCUAUUUUAAACGCGUUAAUCUUGCUCGGCUAGUACAAUACAAAGUACAAGAUCAAUACGUUCAUGUUUGUGCACCUCGGGCACUGUACUGUGCAUACAAGCGAUUUCUCUAAAAAGCAGCGUGCUGUAGCGUAUACAACAUAUGUAAUGUAUAUUGCAUGAAACCUCUGUCUUUUGUGAUGGUGUUUAUAAGCGAUUCUGUGCCUGCGUGUGACUCCAAAGCAUCGACUAUCCACAGUGAUGUAAAGGAUUACUAUGGAAAGCAGCUGCAGAAAAGUGAGGACCUUAAGACAAAUGCUUGCACGACCUCGGCCAAACCCACCCCAGCAUUCAUUCGGAAAGCCUUGAAAGAAGUCCACUCAGAAAUCACCUCCAGGUAUUAUGGCUGCGGGCUGGUGGUCCCCGAGUCUCUGGAGAGCUGCCGGGUCUUGGAUCUGGGCUGUGGGAGCGGGCAGGACUGCUUCAUGUUGAGCCAGCUGGUCGGGGAGAAGGGUCACGUCACAGGAAUCGACAUGACUGAGGAGCAGCUUGCAGUGGCGAGGAAGCACAUUGAUUACCACACCAAGAAGUUUGGUUUUAAGAAACCAAAUGUGGAUUUUGUUCAGGGAUACAUGGAGUUGCUGGGAGAGGCAGGGCUGAAGGACAGCAGCUAUGACAUCAUUAUAUCAAACUGUGUGGUUAACCUGUCUCCAGAUAAAGCAGCUGUGCUGAGAGAAGUUUACCGUGUUCUGAAGGAUGGUGGAGAGAUGUAUUUCAGUGAUGUCUACAGCAACCAAGCCCUGACUAAGGAGAUUAGGGAGCACAGAGUAUUAUGGGGGGAGUGUCUGGGCGGGGCGCUCUGGUGGGAGGAUCUUGUUCGAUUGGCUCAAGAGGUGGGCUUCUCCCCCCCACGACUGGUCACUGCCAGCCAUGUCGCCAUUGGCAACAAGGAACUUGAGAGCAUUGUGGGUGACUACAAAUUUGUUUCUGCAACCUACCGUCUCUUUAAAGUCCCAAAGAGCUGUCCCAAGGAGAGGUCCCAGGUCAUUUACAAUGGCUCCAUCACCAACUGGGAACAGUUUUUGGAGUUUGAUGCUAACUACACCUUUAAGGAAGGAGAAGCAAUGGUUGUGGAUGGGGACGCAGCAGCCAUUCUGAGGAGUUCCAGGUUUGCAGAUGACUUCAUGAUCCGCCCUGUAGAGGGAGGCGCAGCUGCAGGUGUUGGAUGUUGUCCUGUGAAACCAAAGGAAAUUAUUGUGAACCCAUUUGAGCUGGCAAAACGCCUGGAACCUGCUGAUAUCAAACCAGCCACAGGAGGGUGCUGUGGAACAAAGGCCUCUGGAUGCUCCUAAAUCAAGGACCAUCAUGGACCAGGAAUUUAAGCCAGAGAAUCCUGUUCAGUUUACAAUGAUUGUCAAUAUGGCUUUAUGAUAAUAGCAUUUAUUAUUUCAAAUGGUAGUGCCUACACCUGAAUCAGUUUUUGCACUGUUGUAAAACCUAAUCAUGUGACUGCUCUUGAAACCUAAACUCAGGAUUAGGGUAAAACCCUGAUUGGCAAAACAAUGCCAUGUCACUCUGUGCAGUGUAAGAGUAAUCAGUGCAUUUUUCAUUGGAUGAUGACUGAAAGCAGAUCUGGGUGCAUUACAUUUAUUUGUAAUGUUUGGUUUUCUGUGUUAAUAGCACGACUGUUUAACUUUUUUGGAUUUUACUGGUUUAUGAUACUAAUAAAAUGAGCGCUGAAAGGCUU